AUUCAUCCAUCAUAAUUUAUAUUUUUGAUUGGCCAUAACUUCAUAUCAGGGUAAAGUUCAUACUCAGGCCAUGCUGAGUAUUACAAAAGUUCAAAACCAAAACAAUAACUAAAACAGAGUAUUCCUUUGCAAACACAAAUAUUACAGUAAAAUGGCAGCAAGAUCAGUGAACCUUUGCAAGUCUCUUUGCAACUUUCCAAAAACAUCAAUAUGGUUACCAGCCUGUUUAAAGCAACCUCUAAAUUGUAGAGCAUCUUUUGCACACAAACAGGGUGAUGCUGUUUACAGAAAGCUUUGGAAUAGCUCAACAAAAUAUAAACUACCAACUCUCAACAUCAAACCUUUAGUUUUUUUACAGACUGCAUCACUGGGCCUAGGCUCAUCAUAUCUGUCACUUACCUUGCACCUACUCACAUUAUCAAGAGGAAUGUGCACUGCAUCAAGCCAGCCAUUAGGUAAACUUGGUGAUGCAAAGCUUCAACUGGUCUUCACCUGUAAAGUCUGCCAGACACGUAGUACUAAGACAAUUUCCAAGCAAGCUUAUGAAAAAGGUGUUGUGAUUGUAAAGUGUCCAGGUUGCGAGAAGAACCAUCUUAUUGCAGACAACUUGGGAUGGUUCCAAGAUAUAAAGGGCAGGAACAUUGAAGAAAUUCUUGCUGAAAAGGGGGAAAAUGUUAAAAGAGUGACAUCGUCAGAUGAAACAUUAGAACUAACAGCUGAUGACAUUCUUGGGAAAGAGGCAUGGACAAAGGCACAAGAAAUAUUAAUACAGAUGGCACAGGAGGAGGAUGGUAACACAGAGGAGCAUGGAGCAUCAGAAAAGCGGAGACGGGAGGAUGAGAAGCCAAAGGAAAGUUGAAGUUAAGAAUUGAAUAGAAUGCGAUAGAAAUGGCAGAGUUGCAGUUCUCUUUACUAAAAGAAAUAAAAAUGGAAGAAAAUAAAGCAUCAUUGAAGGAGUUCAGAGGAGAGAUGAAGACUACUGUAUAUGAUAAAGUGGAUGAUGGUGUAGUGCAGAAGAUG
Anneissia japonica is the source of this 1020-nucleotide messenger RNA. Its product is annotated as DNL-type zinc finger protein-like. The record is from RefSeq and is a predicted model, not a curated record. Gene Ontology annotation, molecular function: zinc ion binding; protein-folding chaperone binding. Gene Ontology annotation, biological process: protein import into mitochondrial matrix; protein folding; protein stabilization. Bases 152 to 859 code for a protein of 235 amino acids. The transcript has 3 exons. Gene Ontology annotation, cellular component: mitochondrion. Lineage: Eukaryota; Metazoa; Echinodermata; Crinoidea; Comatulida; Comatulidae.